AUGGCCAAGGAGCCCAGCGUGGAGUCUCGACAGAAACUGAGAGCCCUGUCCUGGAGCCAGGAAGCCAUCCUGCUUGGGAAAGCUGAAGGCCAAAGAGCACACGGUAGAAGCCACCCAGAUGGGAAGCACUCAUGGGGGAGUUGGAGCAUAAGGCACGAGGCAGUAUGGAGACGCAGCACCCCUGGAACGCCAGAGCGCAGCAUUGCCCGGAGCCGUGGCGAGCCGCCAUGCCGGGAAAGGAGGAAGAGGAGCUGCGCCGGUGUGUUACAGCAGCAGCGCGAGAAGGAGCCCGGGGUGACGAGAGCAAAGUCCCGGUACGACGCGGGGAAAGAUGGCUUCAUUGACCUGAUGGAGCUGAAGCUGAUGAUGGAGAAGCUGGGGGCACCGCAGACACACCUGGGCCUGAAGAACAUGAUUAAGGAGGUGGAUGAGGACCUGGACAGCAAGCUCAGCUUUCGGGAGGCGGCGGCAGGCGAGCUGCAGGAGGACAGCGGGCUGCACGCCCUGGCCCGGCUCUCUGAGAUCGACGUCUCCACAGAGGGGGUGAAAGGCGCCAAGAGCUUCUUUGAGGCCAAGGUGCAAGCCAUUCAUGAUGCCAGCCGCUUCGAGGAGGAGAUCAAGGCGGAGCAGGAGGAGAAGAAGAAGCAGGCGGAGGAGCUGAAGCAGAGGAAGGCGGCAUUCAAGGAGCUGCAAUCCGGCGAUUCGGGUGGCCCCCUGAACUGCCAGAGCCAGGGGCUCUGGGAGGUGGCAGGCAUCGUCAGCUUCGGCUCCGGGCUGAGCUGCAACAUGGCCAAGAAGCCGACGGUCUUCACACGGGUGUCUGCCUACAUCGACUGGAUCAACGAGAAAAUGAGCACGAACUGA
Egretta garzetta (little egret) is the source of this 864-nucleotide messenger RNA. It is a transcript of the gene EFHD2, whose product is annotated as EF-hand domain family member D2. The coding region runs from base 1 to 864 and encodes 287 amino acids. NCBI's taxonomy places the organism in Eukaryota, Metazoa, Chordata, Aves, Pelecaniformes, Ardeidae. The transcript has 8 exons. Gene Ontology annotation, molecular function: serine-type endopeptidase activity; calcium ion binding. The record is from RefSeq and is a predicted model, not a curated record. Gene Ontology annotation, biological process: proteolysis.